Molecule: messenger RNA, 2004 nt
Organism: Arabidopsis lyrata subsp. lyrata
Lineage: Eukaryota; Viridiplantae; Streptophyta; Magnoliopsida; Brassicales; Brassicaceae
Product: putative FBD-associated F-box protein At5g53635
Exons: 4
Coding region: 369-1730 (453 amino acids)
Molecular function (GO): protein binding
Source: RefSeq, a predicted model, not a curated record
UCUAUAGCGGCUCUUUUUUUUUUUUUCGCGGGCGGCCCUCAUAAUCGUUGCUACGGCUUACAACUACAGAUAAAUAAAACUUUUAACGUCUACAAUUUUAAAACUCUCCAAAUUUGAUCAAACCGACCGAAUUCAACCCAAAAUACUACUCUUUUAGCAAAACGGAUUGACACAUCCUAUAUUAUAUGGGCUAAUGGGCUGACAAUAUAACUCAGCCCAAUAGGCUUAAAACUGACACACCGUCUUUUCUCUUCACACUCAUCUUCUUCACUCUCUCCGUAGUGCAGUCCAAAAAUCAGUCUCUGUAAUUUCAAACCCGUACGGAUUCGUCUCUCUCGCUCGCAUCGAGAUUAAGUGGUUCUACAACAAUGGUUGAUAGAGAGAAUUCGAGUCAGAUUCUUUGUUCCAAAGGGUUUAGUCAGAGAUUAAUGGAAGAUAGGAUAAGUCAGUUACCUGAUCCUUUGAUAUGUCACAUACUUUCUCAUCUUCUUCCAAAAGAAGCUGUUACCACAAGCGUUUUGUCCACCAGAUGGAGGAGUCUCUGGCUUUCGGUUCCUAGUUUGGAGUUGGUUUCCCGAGAUUUCUCUAAUUUCAAUGCCUUUGCGAGUUUGGGUGACAGGUUUUUCGAGUCCGAUAGGAUAUCAUGCCUAGACAAACUCAACUUAACUAUUGCUGGAACAGAUGCCUCUCAUAUCACAUCAUGGAUUGAUGCUGCAGUUAAGCGUAAGGUCCAACAUCUACGUUUUAAGUGUUUUUCAAGGUAUUGUGUUUGUCGGAUGCCCGUAAGCCUUUAUGUGUGUGAGACACUGGUAUCUUUAAAGCUCGAAUCUGUAAUCUUGGAUGAUGUCGAGUUUGUUUCCUUCCCUCGUCUGAAGACUCUGCAUUUACUUCGUGUUUUCCUUUCCAAACUUUCCAAGGAUGCCGCUUUUGAGAGAUUUAUUUCUUGCUGUCCUGUCUUGGAAGACUUAGAAAUUUCCGGAUGUUUGAAUGCUCCUCAACCCUUGCGGGUGCACUCUCGGUUGCUGAAAAGGCUCAUUAUUGGACAUGGUUAUUCUACUCAGUUUGAUUCUGUUCCAGGAGUGGUCAUUGAUGCUCCUCAAUUAUGCUUUUUGAGAAUCACUGAUCAUGUAUCAAAAAGCUUCAUAGUAAACAAUCUGGAGUACAACGCCAAGUUAGAAGUUGAUAUCACCUUUGGUUUAAGGGGUUCUGUCAAAGCAAUCUAUAUAUCGGGGGGAAGUCUGAUCCGUAGUUUUCUGUCAGGGAUCUUGAAGGUUGGGGAUUUGACGAUAGAUGAUGUCACUUGGAAGAUCAUUUAUAUCUAUUUCAUAUUUGAAUCGCUGCCUCAAUUUGGUUACAUGUCACGCCUCUGCGUUUCUCUCUUUGCACAUGAUUUGAAAGGGUUGGAACCAUUCCUUGAGAGCUGCCCGAAUCUGAAAUCCCUAGUCUUGAAGUUUCCUUAUAAAUAUGAUCCGGAGAAGAUGAAUCAAAUCAACUUUUCAUCUGUGCCCAAGUGUUUGCAAUCCUCUCUCGAGUUUGUCGAUCUCAAAUUCCCAGUCUCCGGACAUGUUGCAGAAAUGAAGCUAGUAAGGUACUUCUUAGAGAAUUCAGCUGCCCUCAAGAAGCUCACUCUACAUUUGUAUUCUAAUUCAACAGAAGAUGAAAUCUUGACGAAACUCUUGGAAAUCCCAAGAGCCUCUACCAAAUGUGAGGUUGUCAUUGUCAAAAAGUAGAGAGGAACGUAAGAGGUCUGUAUUUGACUGGUAAAUCUGUUUAUCUAAGCGUAGUCUUUCAUAUGUUCCUUAUCAUUUGGGUCUUAUGAGUAAAAUGGAAUGAGAUUAUUUAGGUACUUUGCUACAAGGAUAUCUCAGUUGUUCUUAGAAUCAACUGGUUUUUAUUUUAGUGAUUUUUUGUGUAAGGAAAGAAUAAAGCUGUGUGGGAUUAGGCGUAGCAGUUUCAUUAUUACCUGGUUUGGUGAUAUUUUGAUUGCGUAAUUCUUUUGCUUCA